AUGGCAAUUAGAAAAACAAUAGUUCGUACUGAAUCACUUUCAACAGAUCGUGUACAUGGUUAUUUUGAUGAUGAUAUAGUCACAUGUCCCAUCUGUACAAAUAUUCUUUCGAAACCUGUAACUUGUAAAACAUGUGAAAAUUCAUUCUGUUUAAAAUGUAUUCGUUUAUGGCUUAAUGAAAAACCAAAUUCAUGUCCAUUCAAUUGUCAUUUUCAAGAACGAAAGCCUCCACCAAUUCUUAUUAAAUUAUUAUCAAAAUUGAAAUUAAAUUGUCAAUAUAACUUAAAUGGUUGCACAAUUUUAAUACCUUAUGAAGCAUUAGAAAAGCAUGAACUACAUGAAUGUUUAUUUCGAUUAACACAAUGUUCUAAUUGUUCAAAAGAGAUGCUAUACAAUGAACUUGAAGAUCAUCAAAAUAAUGAUUGUUUACCAAAACAAUUAACAUGUUUAAUAUGUGAUACCAUGUAUUAUCAGAAAGAAGGACAUGAAUACAUAGAUUGUUUACAAAAGCAAGUACAGAUUAUGGAUGCAGCAUCGAGAUCACCUGGCAAAAAACCACCGAGCCAACAUCCAUUUGUUAAAAGACUUCGUUUGUUACAUGCAAGAGAACAGACAAAUGAAAAUUAUGCACAAAGAAUA
Messenger RNA from Adineta steineri, 639 nucleotides. Lineage: Eukaryota; Metazoa; Rotifera; Eurotatoria; Adinetida; Adinetidae. The record is from the annotation of a GenBank genome assembly.